AUGGAACAUGAAGUUGUUCCUUACUUUGAUGGAAUGCAACAAGGGCAGGGGUACAACACGUACCUUCAGAACCUCCGCAUUGCAAAGGCCGUGACUAUUACGGCCGAGAAACCACUUCCUCCUAGCUACGAUAUUACCUACCAAAGCGAAGAGGUUACGGAAUACAAGAAGCUCGCCCAGUCUCUGGAGAUUACCGCGGAAGCAGCUAUCUCGGGCGGAGGCCAGGAGGGCAAGAUAGAGGGAGGCUAUCUCAACCGCUCUGAGUAUGAAAGUAGCACCAUUACCUACCAAGUCGAGGUGUCGUCACGUCAGCAAGGUUCAGUCGGGAACGAGUAUUCCUUCAACAAGUAUACCGGCGAUAAUCUGAAUGAGCUCUAUGGAGACCGCUUCAUUGCAGAUUUUAUCAAAGGUGGUAAAUACCUUGCCCGCGUUUCCAUUUCUACGACAACCCAAUCGUCCAAGCAGGAGAUCAAGCAGUCGGCCGAAGUUGCUUUCAAGAUGUACGGAACGACCGGGAAAGUAACGGAAGAGGUCAAACAGGCUCUUGAAUCACUCAAGAAGAAUGCUCAUGUCAAAGUCUGGACUCAUCUCUCUGGAGGCGGAAACAGAAGCGAUGUAGUCGAGACUUGUGCCGCAGAGGAGCCCGACGGUGGCUCCCAGCUCCUUGCAGUUAAAAAGGAGGCCGAUGAGUUCUACAAGGAACUCAAGGAUGGAAAGCAUCGAUACAGGCGCUCUGCGGUGCUAUCACCGUACACCAAUGUCUCGAAUUUCAACAAUACCUUCAAACCGUUCGACUACUCCAAUGCGAGUAGAAAGUGCUGGGAUCUCUUCGACGAUUACACUCAAUACGGUGUUUUCAUUGAAGGUGCUAAGAAAGUGCCGUCCAACAAAUUCAAAGAAGGCAAAACUCAACAGCAGACCCUUAUACGAAAAGGAUUGGACGUAACUGAGGCAAUCUACAACAAGGUCAAAGCAAUCAGCAAAGAUCCAAGUGAGGUGGAGAAAAUACUCCAGUAUGAUCAGCCAUGGGUGUAUCAGGCUUCUAUUAUCGUAAGUCCGGAACGAGUCUCCCAAGGUGAUUCUCAAUACUCAAAAGUCAAACAGAAAAGCAUCAAGACAGUGACGAUGAUUGCCCAAUCAAGACCCCGUGAAAACGGCAGUCCCACCGACAUUGCAUCCCCAACCCUCGAACGGGGAGCGGAAAAGCUGUUCGAGUUCAAAGCAUUUGACUUUGGUGAGGUCUGGGGAAGUUCAGUAAUAUCAUUUGGAAAGAAAGACUCAUCGUUCAUUUGCCUCGAUGGCUUGCGGGCAUCGAACUAUGGUUAUAAGGAAGAGAGUGUUUUCUGGGCAUUUCACGACCAGCUCAAAGACGUUGGAGAUCAGAAAGUCGUCGUUUCGAAGCUUCGAUCAGCAGAUCUCAUUCAACUCAGUCGCGAUAGCGAAGGGCCCAAACCUCUCUUCCAUUUCUAUGCCGGCAAGGUGUAG
This is a messenger RNA of Penicillium alfredii, 1485 nucleotides long. RefSeq lists its product as uncharacterized. NCBI's taxonomy places the organism in Eukaryota, Fungi, Ascomycota, Eurotiomycetes, Eurotiales, Aspergillaceae. The record is from RefSeq and is a predicted model, not a curated record. The coding region runs from base 1 to 1485 and encodes 494 amino acids. The transcript has 11 exons.